Lutzomyia longipalpis is the source of this 7986-nucleotide messenger RNA. RefSeq lists its product as uncharacterized. The record is from RefSeq and is a predicted model, not a curated record. Gene Ontology annotation, molecular function: protein binding. NCBI's taxonomy places the organism in Eukaryota, Metazoa, Arthropoda, Insecta, Diptera, Psychodidae. Bases 209 to 5716 code for a protein of 1835 amino acids. The transcript is spliced from 12 exons.
UAAAAAAGUGACGUUCCGGAAAGGCUAUAUAGAAAAUAUGGGCUGAAUUGAAUUUUGAGAAUAGAAUUCCUUCUAAAAAUAGACGGAAUACAAAUUUUAUUACGCCGUUGUAAAUAAAUCGCGUUCUAUUAAUUGAGUUUCGCUUUUUUAGUGCGUGCAGAAGGGUUUUUUUUCAAUUGGGAAGGACUUCAAAAGGUGUGGCGUAAGAAUGGCAGGGCAAGCGCCCCAAAAAGAUGUGCACAUAUUCGAGGCGAAGGCCCUCAUGACGCAUUUCGAUGCAAAACUCUCCGCCUCGACGGACACCAAUUCCUAUCCGCGGCAGAUUCUCGCGCUCGUGGACAGGAACAAUGAGAUCCUGUUUCGGUACGCAAAGACCCCACAGGAUGAGGUUGUGCUGAAACUCGUGACCUGGUUCAGUGAGAAAGGGAAGGAAGUGCAAGAUGUCUGCUUCGAUGUGGCCGGGAAGUGGCUCUUGGUGUUAUGUGAUGACAAUACUCUCCACGUGAUUCCUGCUUUGGCAAUUGUGGACCACAACCAGCACUCCUCAUCAAAUUACAGCAACGAGCAGAUAACGUCGUAUGUUAUCCCCUUUGUGGGACCCCAUGAAUGCCCCAAUCCUCGAACCUGCCCCAAUAACUUCUACCGUCCACCCUCGUUGGAAUUGGAGUCAACUCUCAGACGAAUCGGUGCUGAACCGGAUGCAGAAAAGCUCACCCUGGAUGAGCUGUAUUCCACACAGAGAAUCGACAAACUCCUCUCCACCUACCCUGUUCCCAGCACAUACUCCACACUUGACAAGGAAUCAGAGGUGGAAGAGAAGAAAGAGGAAGCUCCAGAGGCUACUACAUCACCCUGCCCCUAUCCCACAGCUGUGGUUUGGUGGCAGACAAGCAAAUGCAAGAAUAGAGCCAUUAUAGGCUACUCAGACGGAUCGAUAUUCAUCGUCUCCCUCACUCCCAACUGCCCACUUGUCGCAUACACCGCAGUUAGUGGGUGCUCCAUACAGAAGUUACGAAUCUGCCGGGAUGCUGGUGGAGAGACCACAACUCUCCUAAUUCACACAACUAAACGAUCUCAGUGGAAGCUUCUGCUGGAGCACAAAAAGAUAAAUUUCACCUAUCCGGGGGAGCCGUCUAGUCCGGAAACGCGGAGUACAUCACAGGAGAGCGAGGAGGGUGUUGAAGCAACACCAGAGUGCAAUUCAAUUGAUAGUGAUUGGCAAAUUGUGAUAACAAAGACUGAUGAUGUGGGUGAAGUGGAUCAGCCACACCCAUCCGUGCCAUCGAUUAGCGUUACCGUGGACGAGGGCAGGCAGCCCGAAGACCAAGUCCCAAAGGCAGCGCACAGUGCGCAGAUUGCAAUACCAAAGCUCUUCUUUCCCUCCACAAUGGCAAAGUUGACAUCCCUCAAGAAUAUGGGGGCGAAGAAGAUUGGGGCUCUCAAGCAGAUUCUCUGCGAGGCAAAGACAAAGAAUGCCGAAGCAAUUGAGAGGCCGCGCGAGGAGGCAGUUGCCUUUGAAAUAAUCGAACCACCGUGCAUCUCUCCGGAGAUUCUCACCACAGAAGCUGGACCGCUGUACAUUGUGCAGCAUGUCGACAAAGUGCCAUAUCUCACUGCUCUACAUCACGAUGUUAAGACCCUUUCGGUGCACAUGAUGGACAUUAAUUUGAGGCCCAUUCACAUCUACGAUAUUCCCGAGAAGACGGAAAAUAUUCUCCUCACCCGGAACCUCCUGUACGUUGUGCAUGAAGUUGUUGAGGAAGAUGAGGAGGAUCCUGCAGAGAGCAACAGUUCUACAGUUGAAGCAUGCUCCGUGCUAAGUCGGGUACAUGCAGAGACCAAUAUGGAGAUUGAUCCUAAAUACAAAGAGAGAUCUCUCUUAACGUACUUCCCCUUUAAAAAUGAAAAAAUCCUCAAUAUCCAUCGCAUUGCAACGACAGAGGGGAUAGUCUUGUGUACCCCAUUAAUGGAUAAGAAUAAUCCAAAAGAUGAUCAAAUGAAUGGCAUGACUGUGAUGAACUACGUAAAGGUGCGCAAUCAGUACGCCACGAGCGAAAGGGAUGAACCGAAGACCUUUCAGGCUGUCUUCCCGGCGGUUCACUAUGAGAAAUGCCUCGUUGUAACGGAUAAGAAUGUUUACUGCAUCGAACUGAGUGAUAGGCCAGAGAAGAUUUUUAUGAGUUUAGCUCUUCAGGCGCAAUGGGGGCAGUGUGAGUACUUCUGUGAUGCCUUCAAUAUAUCCUACACGCAGUGCAUUGAAUUUGUGGGGGAUGAAUUGUUGCGACAGAAGAAGGUUACUCAGGCUCUCAUUACGUACAACAUGGCCAGGAUUCCUCCGAUUAGGACAGCAAUGAAGUUGGCAAUGUGCGGAGAGAGUUAUGCGCUACUCCAUCUCUGUGCCAUGGCGCUGAAGUCGGUGCAUUUGCUGAAGAGUGUUCAUCCGACAGGACCACACAUGGGGGCCAUAAUGAAGGAUGCAGAACUCCGGAAUGUCCCACACAAGGUGACCUCUUCGGCACCAAAGUCAAGUGGACCAAAGGAUCUCAACACGGGUGUCAGUUGCAGUGAUUUCAGCUAUCAAAAUGACGAAGUUACAACGGAAUUGCAAAUGGCCAUCACGUCGCAAUUCCACUUGUCCAAUCUGAUGUUCCUAACACUCUGUGAAAAGACCCUCACGGAUAAGAACUUUAUACCCUUGUGGAAUUUCAUUGCAAGCAAUACAAAGUUCCACAUUCAACUCUCGAGUGCAAUUCUCGCACAGAGUGGUCUGUACUCCUCAGCGAUACUCCUGGCAAAGACAAGAGGUUCAGUUUUGGAGGUUUUCACAAAUCUCGUGGCAGCAAUUGCCCAAGAAUUCGGCACAGACAUCAACUACCUUCUCUACAAUUUGUCCGAUGAGAUGUUCAUGGAGUGCAUUUCGUACUUACCAGCUGUUGCCAUUGAGUACUUCAAAGCCAUCAAGAAGUCUAUUCAGAGAUUCAGUAUCUACGUUCUGGAGAAGUUGGCCAUUCAGCUUAACCCCUUCAGUGCUGUCUUCAGACCAAUUGUAUCGAAUCCCUCAAUAAGGGACCGUGAAACAGCCAAUGGGAUGUCAAAUGUCUACGAUUCAAUCUACGGCGGCUUCUACCGAGCACUCAUUGAGGCCUACAUUGCUGUCCUCAUACGUCUGUAUGAGCUGAAGGGGGCACACGAUCAAAUAACAAAUGCCCUCACAAAUUUCUUCAUUAAUCACGAAGAAAAUUCAAUUGGUCUACGCAAGGAUGAGGCUGUUACGCUCUCAGCUGGAUUUGCGCACUCUGUGUGCGUAAUUGAUGGAGCAGCAUUCAUUUGGGGAUCAUUCACAAUACCCUAUGCCAUUGAUAUGAAUUUCAGCAUAAAUGAUGUAAAUUCACUGAAGAAUAGCCCGAGAAAUGUUUCCUUCCUGUCUGACCUACAAAUUCGAGUCUAUUCUGCACAAUGUGGUCGAACGCACACGCUUUUCUACACAAACAACGGGCUCUACGCAAUGGGUGCCAAUCAUCUUGGGCAAUUGGGUAUUGGAUCGCAUAUGAGUCAAUCCCUCCAUCCGAUGCUUGUGCGUGCAUUCGAGGGGAAAUUCAUAACGAAACUCGUUGCUGGACAGUACCACAAUGCAGCUGUUGCUGAUGGUCUGCUGUACACAUGGGGAUGGGGUGUCUAUGGGCAGCUGGGGCAUGGUUCAAUUGCCGAUGAGGCCCUCCCGAGGGUUGUGGAGUUCUUCAGGGGAAAGAAAAUUGAACAAGUUUCCCUCGGAUACGCCCACUCUCUCGUGCUCUGUCGCAGUGAGGGUGGCUGUGGGAAUAUUCUCUAUGUUUUCGGAUCAAAUUACUUCGGACAAUUGGGAGUGGGACACAAUGUGGAUGCCCCGAAGAAGGCCUCCUCAACUGAACGGAGUGUCUUUACGAAGUCUCUCGCACCCAUUGAGCUGAGAUUGGAUGAAAAUAUAAGACUGAUUCAUACAAAGUAUUUCUGUAGUUUUGCAGUUACAGAUGAGAAUAAGUUGUACAUGUGGGGUUCAUCACCGCAGGCAUUGCGUUUGAUAAAUCAAGCGCGGAAGAGGGAGAGAGCAUCACAAAAGGCAGAAGCAGCAAAAGCAGCUGAGGAAGAGAAUGCAAAGGCCAAUGAAGAGGCUACCACAGGGGAGGGUGGGGAGAGCACUGAGGGGAAUGCUACAAAGAGUAUUCCCAUUAAGAGACAGAAUAGUGCCCCAAACAUGUCAACGGUUUACUUUGCAUCAGACAUAUCGCCAAAGAGAGCGACAUAUCCGCAGAGGAAUAGAGAGCUAAAGAGCACCUUGCUUGAAUCGCUGAAUAUUCAGGAUAAAAGUGAGAAGGUGGUGCAGAAGGAUGUGAAGGAUAUAGCGGAGGUUGGGCUGGAAGAGUGGACGGAGCAUUUGACGCCAUUGGAAGUGGAUACGUGUCAAGUGGAUGGAUUUAUAAAUCAAGUCUCCAGUGGACUGUAUCACUUUGCCCUGCGUGUUGAUGGCACCCUGUACACGUGGGGGAAGAAUCUGGAGAAGCAGCUGGGCAAUGAGGGUAGCCGAGCGGAUGUGGCAAUACCCACAGAGGUGGAAACAGUGCAGAAUGUGCUGAAUGUGGAGUGUGGGGCUGACUACACGCUGGCUCUGUGCGUCAAUGGGAGGGUCAUGGCAUUUGGGAACAAUAAUCAGGGACAGUGUGCCAAAGACACGGAAAAGAGCAGCUUGCAGCCCAAAUAUGUCCGCCUAAAGGUCUCCAAGAGGCACAUUCGUCUCCCGGAUGGGAAUAUGUGCGUCGAUACGCCCUUCGAGGUGCCCCUGCCGCGUCCCAAAAUCUGCAUGGAUGACUCCGAGGCGAUGAUGCGCCUGAAGAAUCUGCCGCACUUCCACCCGAAAUUCAUUAAACGCAGCCCCGUGAUCCAUCGCCUUGUGGCAAAUAUGAAAUCCGGCGUGACGACCGUUGAUUCAAAUCUCAAUGAUUUCUGUGCCACAGAGACGAGCAUUGAUGCCGCAUUUGGGCGCCUCUCAAUGUGGAGCGAUGUUGGGGGGCACAGUGUGGAGAAUUUUGUGGGAACAACGCCAACAGAGGCAUCAUCGGAGGAGUUUAUGUACUCCCCGUCGAUUAGCGAGUGUGGCAUUCAGGUACCAUAUGCGCCUGAUGCCACGAACAUUGAUUUCAUUCACUACUGCUUAUUCAUGUUUCACGGAAUUUAUGAUGCUGAAAGUAUUGCAGCAUGUUGCUCGCACAAACAAUUCACCGUACGUCUCAAGAUGUUGGGCUACAGGUACGUGGAUGCUUUCCGGAUGUGUCUAGGGGAAUGCUGUGAUGCACAAAAGGCAAUUUUGCUCUUUGAACACUUCACAAAAGAUGAAAAUCUCAUCCCAAUUCACAUGGAGGACAUAAAAAUCUUCGUUCAGGAGAUUUUUGUGCGUUUUAUCGUGGCAAAGUGGGAUGUAAAAUUGCUGGAAGAAUACUUUCUGGCUGAUCUUGACUUCUACAUCAUCCAGCUGGCCUAUGUGCUAUUCUUCUGCAACAACAACACGGAAUUGGAGAGGAAUGUUCUGAGCAAGUAUAAAUUUUUCUUUGCAAAUCUCAAGACAACCGAAUGCGAGAAGGUGGAAAAGUCUGAAUUGAUUUUCGAAAAUGUCUCAUCUGGCUUUAAUAUUAUGGUUUGCCAAAGAUUAAUUGAGCUCUACGAUAAAAUUGAGCAGAGUCACUGAAUUUUACAUUUUUUAAGAUUUCAAUUUAAUUGAUUUUAGCAAUUUUUUUCUUAAUUUUGUUGCAAUUUUUUAUCAAGAGUUUACUGUACAAAGUUCUUUUUUUUAUUCGUUCAAAUUUAAUGAUUUCAGAGGGAAUAUUUUUAGCAAAUUCUUAUUAUAUAAAAUACUGUGAAUUUAUUUGAAAUUUGUGUGAAGAUAUGUUUAAUUUUAGUUAAAUUAUUUUAAUCAUUUAUUUUACAGAAAUUAGUACUUAAAUUUAUUUUAUUGAAUUACAAAUGAGCAAUUCUUUCUUUUUUUUAAUAAAAUAUGAAUUCAAGCAAAACUUUAAAAGGGAAUGAAAAGUUUAUUUUGCAUUUUUUGCGCACUAAAGUGUCUUUAAAAAAAAAAAAACUUUUCUUUGGCAAUACUCAAUGAAAGAGAAAACUUUUUGAACUCCCCCGCCCCAUUUAAGGGGGGAUUUUUUUGCGUAAAAUGGAAUGAAAAGAAAAUUUUAAGACUUUUAUUGCGGACCUUUGAUGAAAGUUUUUUAAUACAUCUCAAAAUAUAUUAUUAUUAUAUACUCUACAUAAGGUAUUGAAAUAAAUUUAAUAAAGGAAAUACUCUUAAUGAUUUAAUGGAAAAAAUAAAUAAAGAAAUUAUGGACUAAAUUAUCACAUUGAUGAGAGUGAAAGAGAAACAUCCAGUUGUGAUGCAAAAAAUAUUAGAUAAAUUACACAAUAAUCAACUCAAGCGUAUUUGAAAGAAUAUUAAAAAAAAAGAAUAAAUUUUGAAAGAAAAAUAUCAAAAACAUUUAUAUAAAAUGAAGGAUUUGUGGAGAGAAUCAAUUGUAAUGACUUUUAAAAUCAUCAAUAUCGAUUUUUAAAAUACAUAAAAAUAGUAUAUGGAAGAAAAUCAACGGACUUGAUAACAAUUUUACAAAUCAAACUAUAUAAGAACUUUUUAUUAAACUACAUACAAUUUGCUAAAUGGAAUAUCACACGUGAAACAUAAUGUCUACAAAAUAACCUUUUGAAAUGCAAUAAAUCAUAACCAGAAGUUACCAUAAAAAAGGUUUCAAAAACAAUAUGGGGUGGAUUCUAUUAAAAAUCUUUUAUUUUUUUUAUAAUUUUAUCAUAAAAGAUUUUACAAGUUUGUUUCUUUCUUUAAUCAUUUUAAGGAAUUUUUUGAUUAUUUUAUCGUUUAUUUUUUGUAUGGAAAGACAAUAGAAUGAUUUAAAAGUUUGUCAAAAUAUUGUAGAAACUUUUAAGUUGUAAGAAAUGAAAAGAUUUUAGACAGAAUCGACCCCUAUAAUGGAAUUUUUGCUUUAAUUGAGGUAUUCCUUGUGACUUAUUUCACCUAUGUUUCAAGCUUGUUUCAGCAAAAAACGCAAUUUUUGAUUAUUAAUUUAAUUACUGAGGAAAUGUGGAGCAAAAAAUUGGCAAAAAUGCAAACAGUGACGUCACUUUCGUGUUUUUUCAAUCUAUUUAAGCUUGCGAAAUAUGUGCGAUAAUAUUUCAUAUAUGAUUUUUACAUAAAAAUUUAUAAGUAAAUCAUUUUUAAUUGAAAAAUUUAAAUUGAAAUCUAAAUGUAAAUUGUAUCUCCGUCGAAACUCAGCAAAGAAACAUUACUGCGAAUGUUUCAUACAUUUAAAGAGGAGUUUUAAGCUCUCUAAACGUUUGAAACAUUCUCGCAAAUAUUUCAUAGAUGAUUUUUACAUAAAAAUUCACAAGUAAAGCAAUUUUAAACAAAAUGUUUUGAGCUUUUAAAAAAUGUUUCAAAGACUUUGUGAAAACGGUGAAAACUCAUCGACAGAAGAAACAUAAGCGCGAUUGUUUCUUUCAUUUAGAGAGACAAUAAUAGCAGAGUUUGUAUUUUGGGUAAAUUUUUGCCGAACAUUUCCCUAGAACAUGGAAAAUUUCUUUAGCGAUUUUUGAUUCAUUUUUUAUAUUUUAUAAAAUUAUCUGCAUUAUUUAUAUUUCCUAAAAGGACGUCAUGAGACGAAUAUCCUUAAAUUAACGUCUUAUUUUCCUAUAUAAAAAUUAAUUUUUCAAUGAUUUUAUUUAUUAAUUUAAAAGAAAACGUCACAUGGACUACCUCUUAAAAUAUUAAUUUGUCUCACCUCAAAAGAGAAGCAAGGUCUUGGGCAAGGUGCUGCGCAGAAAUGCCAAUAUCAUCACAAAAAUAAGAAUAUUUUAUAUUUCACCUGCAGAUGAAUUUUCAAACAGUGGAAUGUUCUUCUUUUUUCACCAAGAAAGCAAAAAAAGAAAUAAAAGUCAUAUGAUAAUUACUAA